UUGCGGUCUGCUUGUCUUGGCAAUGUCUUGAGGUUAACAUUGGACAAAACUCUGGCUGUGGGUAGCCAGCUAGAAAUUGAUGCCAUCGAUGGCACUGACAUUAUACCGUUGUCGAACACCUUGGCUGCCCAGUGUGGAUACAGCAUUGAGUCUGACCCUUGGGGCAACACCAAAGUCUUUGCAUCCUUGUUGGGCUGUUAUGUUGACAACCAGGUGGAUUUGGUGUUCACCCUUGGCCUGCGACUCCGAAUGUAUAGAGAUGGCCUUUCAGAGCAGGUCAAGCAUGAUGUGACCAAGACGUGCAGCUAUUCCCCCUGGGCCUCCCGGGAAAUUCUCUGUGACAGGAACUACAUGGAGGUGAGGCCUUUCUGAUUAUCCCUAGAUUUGGUUUUACUGCUAUAAUUUAAGGGGGUUACUAUUUCCUUGCCACCACAGGCCACAGUUGCUCCAAAUGGAAUCUGGAAGAUGACAUUCCACACCCCUGACCCCAAGGUCAUGUUGCUGACUGAUGCUCAGGAGGCUGGUUAUGGUGUGAUGAUGACACAAACAAGACUGGUGAUCCGAAGCCCCUACAACAUGGCAGAGACUUAUUCUGUAGAGGUGGCUGGAGUUCCUAUGGAGGUCUUCAGUGUGUCCACUUAUGACAAGAUUGGCAGUUUGCUUGUGGAUUCAGCUGCUGCCUGUCCUACUGGUGGUGUAGUCUUCACUGACAAGGUCAUCACCUGGCAUGUGCCUCGCCGCAUCACCCCGCUGAUUUCUAGUGCUGUUAAGAUUCUGGAGACACACAUGGGUAUCUAUGGACAGAGGCUGGACAAAACCAAGAUGGCUGCCAGACACUACAAGCUGUCUGUCACGGAGUCUCACAUCAUCAUUGAGAUUCCAGUGGGGUCACCCGACGGCUACUACAAGAGUCAUGCCCCAGAUUAUUCUUACCACAUAACCUACACUGUUGAACCGAUGCUUGAGUUGCUGUGGAGGGCAGAAAACACACAGGCUGACACAAGAUACAAAGUCCUCUUCCCCAUCACAACCCCUCUGAUGCCCAGGACUCCACAUGUUAUUGACAACACUGUUCCUGAGCAGAGAGUGUUUGAAAUCCUUCUGGGGACUUUCCUCCAUGAUGUGGAGCUGAUGAACAUCACCUUCACCACCAGGGUGUUAACUGUUGCAGAGUGCAAUGCCAGAGGCUUUGAUGUCCAGGAGCACCACUUUGCUAACACCUCCAAGACCUUCUCAAUACGAGUGCCCUUCUCAGAUGAAUUAGUCCUGAAACGAAACCCUGAUCCCCUUACAACUGUGUACUUCCUCCCUCUGGUCUUCGGUCUGCUGGUCCUGCCUGAACAAACACCCUUCCCCCACCCUGCUGAGCUGGAGGCCUCCCGGGAAGAUGUUGUUCUUCCCACAAUCACCGGCAGCUGCGACCAGGAGAGCUUCUACUUCUCUGUAAAAUACGGGAGCCAACAGGAUAACUUCCAGACCAUGAUGCUUCAUGCUGGGUCAUGGAGGGAGCUGGAUACUGAGCUGGCAAAGCUGUACAGUCUCACUGGCAACAGCACACACUUCAGUAUCAUAGUGCCCUUCACUGCACCUGCUGCAGCAUUUGAGUUGGUUCAUUUAAAAUCUAUCAGAGCCAGAGUGGACUUGCUGCUGUUGGAGAUGCCUAACAUGUGGCUACUCGAUGACCUUUCACUUGCCUGCUACUUCCCCCUGGCUACAACUGAGUGCUACUCCAACGGCACAGUGACUGCACUGGCGGUUAAGGUGGAAUCUGUUAGCAACUUGAACCCUGAAUACCUGACCUUGAGGGACCAGUCAUGUAAACCAGCCUUCAGCAAUGACCGCUUUGCUUUCUUCUCCUUCAAACUCAACUCCUGUGGCACCACAAGAACAUUCUUUGACAAUGUCAUGGUGUAUGAGAAUGAAAUUGCCUUGCCAUACAACACAGGCAAACAAAGUAGGAAAGGUCCAUUCACUCCAGAGUAUCGACUCACCAUCUCUUGCUACUACCUGCUCAACUAUACAAAAACCAUGGCAUUCCGUGCUAGCCCAAGGAGCACUGACCCCGUGGCAGAUCCUGGGGUGGGACAUCUGGUAGUCCAAAUCAGACUGUCCCAGGAUAGCUCUUAUGCCUUAUUCUACCAAACUGAGGACUACCCAGUGGAGAAGUACUUGAGACAGCCUCUGUAUUUUGAGGUGGAGCUGAUGCAGUCCACUGACCCUCAAAUAGAGUUGGUGUUGGAGAACUGCUGGGCCACACUGCACAAGGACAGGACUUCUCUUCCUAGCUGGGACCUCAUCAUUGACAGCUGUGAGAAUCUUGAUGACCUCUACCUCACUGUCUUCCAUCCCGUCGUUGCAGACACAAGGAUUCAUGUCCCAGCUCACAUCAAACGCUUCUCCAUCAAGAUGUUCACCUUCACCAAGGAUGAUGCAGUUCUGAAAGAACAGAUCUUUGUUCAUUGUGACGCAGUCCUCUGUGACACCACCAAACCUGAUGGCAUCUGUUCAGGCCAGUGUGCAAAGUCCCUGAGGUAUGCAAACUCUCACAGACCAACUGGCUCAAAAAGAGGUCUAAGAGCUGCAGAUGCCAGCCAGUAUAAGAAAAAGAUCUCAUCUGGACCUGUUCUUCUCUCUGACUCCAACUUGUUCUGGAAAAAAUAA
This is a messenger RNA of Salvelinus namaycush (lake trout), 2661 nucleotides long. Its product is annotated as zona pellucida sperm-binding protein 2-like. Bases 466 to 2661 code for a protein of 731 amino acids. The record is from RefSeq and is a predicted model, not a curated record. Lineage: Eukaryota; Metazoa; Chordata; Actinopteri; Salmoniformes; Salmonidae. The transcript is spliced from 18 exons.